AUGGAUGAGUACAGUCUUUCAGCAAUGCUAGAAUCCUUAGGCGAAUUGAAAUCCAGUUUUUCUGCCGCACACACAAGCCUAGAGGAACUGGACUUCGACUCCAUUGCCAGCGACCUGCCAAGUAACUUCGAUGCUGCUCUAAUCAACCUUAGAGCUACACUGCAACGCGAGAUUGGUAAACGUAGUGCCUCGCAACAUUGCUCCACGGUCAGAAUGAACUCCAGUGAGACCCAAUCAAUCAUUGUGAACGAUAAUAGCUCACGCUUGCCAUUGCUGACACUGCCUAAAUUCAGUGGCGCCUACACCGAGUGGACAAAUUUCUAUUCAAUGUUCACGUCAAUAAUCGACAAGGACAGCGACCUCACCAACAUCGACAAAUUGCAGCAUCUUCGUUCCUGUCUGAGCGGCGCUGCCCUUGACACCGUGCGCUCGCUGGAAAUAAACGACGCUAAUUAUAACACUGCAUUAGAUCUUUUACAAAAGCGCUUCGAUAACAAACGUCUUAUAUUUCAGGCACACGUCAGGGAGAUAUUUGGGCUAGAGAGGGCAGAUUCAAACGUAACCAAGCUACGAGAGCUGACAGAUAAGGUCACAGCACACAUACGCGCAUUGCAGUCGCUCGCAUCCAAUGGGAAGAUCGCAGAUGGCAUCAUCGUACAAUUGGUGAUCCAGAAACUCGACAAAAAGACGCAAGCUAAAUGGGAGGAGAGUUCAUCGAUCAGCGAACUGCCAUCCUGGGAUCAAUUAGCUAUGUUCUUGGAGAAGCGCUGCAGAACACUCGAGAACGUUGAGCAUUCUAUGCAGACACCGACUGGUCAGGCGGUAAAAGCUAACAAGAACACUGGGCAUCAAACUCGUGACUGCAAAUCCGGAUCGUGCCGCGCCUGUCAGUCGAAACACCACACGCUCUUGCAUUUCGAACGCUCAACUGCAUCGUUAAUCAAUAGUCAAGCCGAAGCUUCGUCGGCAGCUACAGUUCAAUCCAACGCUAUGACUGCAUCGUUAUCUGUGUCGCCUAGUGCCCCAGUAUCUCCUUCUGAUGCUGUGUUCCUAGCUACUGCCGUCGUUCUGGUAAAAAAUCGUGCUGGAAGCUUCGUGCCUUGCAGGGCGCUUUUAGAUUCUGGCUCCCAGUUACACUUUGUCACAACUCGCCUUGCAAACCAAUUGCAGCUUGUAAAAGCAAAAUCUUCUGCUACAGUAUCUGGCAUUGGAGAUGCCAAUUUCUCAACGGAGGGUUACUCAGUCGACCUCGUACUGAAGUCGCGGACUUCAGAUUUCUCAACAAACAUAACAGCUGUUGUUGUGCAAACCAUAACCGACAACCAACCUGGCUGCUCCGUGAGCACCAACGAGUGGAAUGUUCCGUCGAAUAUACAACUAGCUGAUCCUGGGUUCAACUUACCGCAGCGAAUUGAUCUGCUCAUUGGAGCAGCAUUGUUCUUCGAUCUGCUAUGUGUGGGGCAGAUACGCUUGGCAUACGGUUUACCACUCCUUCAGAAAACACGCCUCGGUUGGUCCUCCAGUGAUAUUAUUUCCACUCGGUUGGAAGAUUUAGUGCGUCAGUUCUGGGAAAUAGAGCACAACUUCGAGCCGAUCUCUAAGGCCUCCCAAGAAGAUAUCGACUGCGAAGCCCACUUCCGGGAAAAUUAUUUGCGAUUGUCAUCAGGCGAAUACUCAGUUCGUCUUCCCAUGAAGCGUGGUGUGGAGGCCCUUGGAGACUCCUAUUUGCAAGCUCGUCAACGCUUCGAAAGUCUUGAACGAAAAUUCGCUCGUAACCCUGAGCUUAAAACAGAAUAUAGUAAGUUCAUAAAGGAAUAUCUGGACCUUAAUCACAUGUCGCUAGUUACCAAUGAGGUUUUUCAACAAUGCAAGUAUUUUCUGCCGCAUCAUUGCGUCAUCAAGGAUGACAGUAGCACAACAAAGCUGAGAGUGGUUUUUGAUGGCUCUGCAUCCACUACUUCGGGCUUUUCGCUGAACGACCUACUCAUGGCAGGCCCAACUAUUCAGCCGAAACUUUUUAAUAUCCUUAUUAGAUUUCGUACUUUUCCCAUAGCACUUACUGGGGACAUCUGUAAGAUGUAUAGGUGUGUUCGCGUCACCCCACCAGAUAGCAUGCUCCAAUGCAUAUUGUGGCGGGAAUCUCCUCAGGAAAACUUUGCCAUCUAUAAGUUAGACACGCUGACUUAUGGAACUAAGCCUGCGUCAUUUCUGGCCAUACGUGCCAUGCACCAACUCGCAGCUGACGAAUCCUCGACUUAUCCCAUUGGUGCAGAAAUAGUGCGUCGAGACUUCUACGUAGAUGACUUGAUAUCUGAAGGCGAUUCGAUGGAAGAAGUACUGAAUAUCAAGCUACAAACAACUAGCCUCCUUGCUCGAGGAAACUUUAAGUUACGCAAGUGGUGCUCUAAUAGUCCAGAUAUCCUUCGUGAUAUACCUGACGUAGACAAGGAACGUUUCCUUAAGUUUGACGAUGGCAGUGACAUCACCAAAGCUCUGGGACUAGUUUGGGAUCCGGUCAAGGACAAGCUGCUAUUUUCGUUUGUGCCACAACGAGAACUCGGUAAAAACUCAAAACGCUCUGCGUUGUCUACUCUAGCUCGCUGUUACGAUCCCCUUGGACUAAUGGGCCCUACGCUGACCAAGGCGAAGAUUCUUCUGCAACGCAUGUGGAGAGACAAGCUUGAGUGGGAUGAGAGUCUACCGCAAUCGUUAAACACCGCCUGGUCUGCCUUUUGCAGCGGGUUUGCAGACAUACAGCACCUAUCAUUUCCUCGUUACGUCUUGCAACCUGGGGCCAUUACAGAAAUUCAUGCAUUUUGCGAUGCAAGCCUUGAAGCUUAUGGGGCUUGCGUUUAUACGCGUUCAGCCAAGGAUAGUAAGUCCGAAGAUUACGUUCGAAAAGCAUUUAUGGAAAUAGGCACCUAUAAGGAGAAGCACACUGAUGUUGAUACGGACUUUAUGGAUUACUAG
Molecule: messenger RNA, 2970 nt
Organism: Rhagoletis pomonella (apple maggot)
Lineage: Eukaryota; Metazoa; Arthropoda; Insecta; Diptera; Tephritidae
Exons: 4
Coding region: 1-2970 (989 amino acids)
Source: RefSeq, a predicted model, not a curated record